AUGUGCGCCAUCGAUUUCACAAGCAGCAAAGACCACCCUGCGUUCCACUAUUUCGACGCACGCAAGGUUGAUUUCCCCAAAGGGAUGUGCUUCGGGGCGACCUGGCUGCUCGACUGCGACGACCAGCUCUUCCUUGUCGACGUCUCCUGCGUCGGCGUCGAUCCUCACAACAUUGGCGCCAUCCGCGUGUACAAGAUGGACUUCCCGUCGUCGUCGACACCAGCAAGCCUCCUCGUUGGCGCAGGGUCCGUCACAUUGGAGAUACCGUACGUGUUUCUCCUGGACGACACAGGCUUGGCAACGUCUUGCCGCUCGGCGAGCCUUCACGGACUGAAAGGAAACCAGGUGUACUUCAUGAAGAAUUUCGUGGAAGAUGAUGCUGAUCUGUGCGUUUUUGACUUGGAGUCGGAGUGCCAAGAGAUUACCCGUGUUCAGAAUCAUGACGGCUUGCUUCUCCGACGCAAACAUCGUGCGUGUUCGAAGCAAGCAAGUUGCAUCUUAUAUCUAUCUAUCUAG
This is a messenger RNA of Miscanthus lutarioriparius, 516 nucleotides long. The record is from the annotation of a GenBank genome assembly. NCBI's taxonomy places the organism in Eukaryota, Viridiplantae, Streptophyta, Magnoliopsida, Poales, Poaceae.